Molecule: messenger RNA, 4052 nt
Organism: Harpia harpyja (harpy eagle)
Lineage: Eukaryota; Metazoa; Chordata; Aves; Accipitriformes; Accipitridae
Gene: MYRFL
Product: myelin regulatory factor like
Exons: 25
Biological process (GO): protein autoprocessing; positive regulation of DNA-templated transcription
Cellular component (GO): nucleus; endoplasmic reticulum membrane
Molecular function (GO): DNA-binding transcription factor activity; sequence-specific DNA binding
Source: RefSeq, a predicted model, not a curated record
AUUCCCUCCCAAUUCCACUCUCAUAAUUUCUGUCUUUCUGACAUUCUUAAUUUUAGGGCAAGAUGUCCAUGGAGCCUUGGAGAAUCCCAUGGUGGAUACAAGUAUGUUGGAAGAAUUCAUCAGUAGUGACGCAGAGUUUGGAACUUUGCAGAGCCAGUUGCCAGACUCCCCACCGGACUCUGGAUCGGAACCGUGUUCUCCGCCACAGCUCCAGACCCUGUGGUGUGACGCUACGUGGCCCGGUGGGCUGCAGCCUCCGCUCCCCUGCCCAUCUGCUGGGGUACCCAGCAAGCUUCCCUGCAGGUUCAUGGAGACUUAUUCCGAUCCCGGUGCCGGUGGGCAUCCCUGCACCAUCCCCCCGGGCUGCUGCCUGAAGACAGAAAGUGCUGUGACUCCUUGGAAUAAUUCUACAGCCCCCAGCUGUUUGGGGUUUAAUUAUUCAUCCUUUCAGCCAAAUGCAUCUCAGAUUUCUGGUAUUUCUGCAGCAUCAGGCAAAAAAAGGAAGCUCUCACAAUUACUGGGAGAUGCCCCUGAUUCUCCAGUCCAGUCUCAGGACUCCAGGCAAGAAAGCAUUAACCAGUCAACCAGAUGUAGCGAUGAAUGCGUUUGCUAUUGGAAAACUGUGCCUCCUGCUCUGGAAUGAAGUACCUGUUGCACAACUGUUAAGGACUUUGCAGCUGAAGUGCAAGAAUAUGACAGUGACGGGCAGAAUGCAGCUUUGGAAAAAUGCUGUCAAGCUCUAACAUGGCAACCAUAUCAAAUUUCUCAGUGGAACAGCUUAUUUAACUCUAAUUAUGAAAAACUACCUGCUGUAGGAUAUCACAUUGUCACAGAUAAAGGAUUUAAUUUUUCAACAACAGAUGAUGCCUUUGUGUGCCAGAAGAAGAAUCACUUCCAAAUCACAGUCCAUAUUAGAAUCACUGGACAUCCAAAAUAUGUCAAAACUCAGCUGGGGGGGAAACCAAUAGAAAAGUUUUACUUGAAAGCUUUUGGAAUAAAGGUGGAAGCUCCAAAUCAAACAAUUGCUAUUGAACAGUCUCAGUCAGAUCGAAGCAAAAAAACUUUCCAUCCUGUUAAAGUUGAUCUGCCAGGGGACCAGAUAACUAAAGUAACACUGGGAAGGUUGCAUUUCAGUGAAACAACAGCAAAUAAUAUGAGAAAAAAGGGGAAACCUAAUCCUGACCAGAGAUACUUCAUGCUGGUAGUCGGACUGUAUGCUGUCUCUCAGGACCAAUUCUACUUGCUGUCUGCAAAUGUCUCUGAAAAGAUCAUUGUGAGGGCAUCUAACCCAGGGCAGUUUGAGAAUGACAGUGAUGUACUGUGGCAGCGAGGACAUGUUCCAGAGACAAUAGUCUAUCAUGGUCGAGUAGGAAUUAACACAGAUGCACCAGACGAAGCACUGGUUGUCUGCGGAAAUGCAAAAGUUAUGGGCAGAGUCAUGCAUCCAUCUGACAGCCGAGCAAAACAGAAUAUCCGGGAGGUUGAUACGACUGAGCAGUUGAGAAGAAUAACACAAAUGAGGCUGGUGGAGUAUGACUACAAGCCUGAAUUUGCAUCUGUUAUGGGAAUAAAAAAUACCCAUGAAACAGGAAUAAUAGCCCAGGAAGUGAAGGAGCUUUUACCUCAAGCUGUUAGAGAAGUUGGAGAUGUUGCUUGUAAUGACGGAGAAAAAAUAGAGAACUUCCUCAUGGUUGACAAGGAUCAGAUCUUUAUGGAGAACGUUGGUGCUGUAAAGCAGCUUUGUAAACUAACCAACAAUCUCGAAGUCAGAAUAGAAGAAUUGGAACAGUGGAACAGGAAACUGGCCAGGCUGAAACGGAUGAGUAGUUUAAAGUCAACAGUCAGUGAAGAGAGCAAAGUCAGCAGGUAUAGUCGAGCUACUAGUCUUUUGCCAUCAAAAAAAUCAGUCCCACUGAAAUCCAGCAAGGUUUGUUUGUCAAAGACGAAAGAGUCUUGCUCCGUGAAGAUGUUCCGGGUGACCAUAAUAACUUUGAUUGCUAUUAUGGCACUAUGUGCUUUGACAAUAUCAACCCUAUAUUUACUUAGCAUUCAUGACAGACGUUUUGAAAAUCAUCCGAUUUACAGCAGUACCUCAAGUUCUGUUCUACUCUCUCCCUCUGCCACUACAGCAGCAUUGCAGGGGGAAAGCACAAUUUCUCAGAGCACGCAACCCAUCAGCAAGAUCCCUGAAGUGAAUUUCUGUGACAUUUUGCCUUGUGACAAGGUCUAUUGUUGUCCAAUUCAUCAUCCAAAAGUCAGAUCUCUAAGUUAUAAGAAAACCAAUGCAAAAGAGAAACGAAACACAAGUGACAUGUUACCUGAACGAGAUCCAGUCAAAAAAUCUAAUGGAAGACCUGAUCUUGGAAAUGACUGGAUUGAUACAACAAUCAGUUCUAUACAGAUUUUGGAAACUCAGCAAAUCAUUGACAAUCGCUAUUGCAGUAAAAAUCUACAGUGCAGGUCCGGAAAUUACAGCUAUGUUAUUCCUGUUAACAAAUACACACCCAUGGAUGUAGAAAUCUCACUAGAAAUAAACACCACAGAACCAUUAAUUAUAUUUCUCUGCAAAGUCACAUUUGGAAAUUAUUGCUCCUAUUAUUCUUCAAGCCAAAACAGUAGGAAGGAUUUCCUAGAAACCACACAGGGACGUCAGCAUAUUUGGACUCUCCCUGUAGCUAAACUGUAUGACAGCGCAUACUAUUUCCGUGUAGCUGCACCGGGUUUUGCAGGCUGCUCGACAGAUCCUUAUUUUGCUGGAAUGUUUUUUACUGACUACUACUUCUAUUUUUAUCGGCAGUGUAACUAAAAUGUCGCUGAUCAUUCUGUUCUUUGGGGAAAAGACAAGGAAGCUCUUGAUAUGAAAAAGAGACUUGUGAAUGGCCCUGGAUAUUUUUUUAAACCUCUUGCUGAGUUGUAUGGCACUUUCUUUUUUGUUUCACUUUUAAAUUAAAAAGAAAAGGAGAAAAAUGAAGUGUUUGACAACAACCAUAGCUCUGCAUUUCCAGGAACUGUUUCUAAAAGGAUGUGAGGCAAUGGAGUAUAUGAUGUGUAAAUAAAUAAUCCCAUUGAUCAUAGUGAAGUUAUAUGAUAUUGUACAUAUAGCAGACAAGAACAAACGGGUAGGAGCUCUGCUGAGCUGGGAUACACUCCAGUCCUCAGAAGAUGGUAAGAUAAUAAAAUGUUAUUUGCAGUCAGGAGACCUGCUUCUGUCCUACAGGCAUAUACCUCCUUUUAGUAUCUGCUGCCCUUUAUUUAUAUAUAAAUCUACUUUUUUUCCCUAACAAAACCAAAAGCAAACAAAACUUAGAGAGAAAUGUAGCACUGCAAACGCCCUCUAAAAUAAGUGCUGUAAAUUAGGGAACAACAGGUCAAUUCUACGGUGUGUGUAAGUAUUUCCAUUUCAGAAAGCAGUACCAUCAUUACCAUUACAAUUGUGUGAUUUAACGACACUGCUGCUGUUUGAAUGAGAUAUGUUUCAGCUACCCUUUUUAUUUGUUUUUUAACUGUACAGCAGGAAUGAACUAUUUACUCCUAAAUUCAGGUUAUUUUCUUCUUGGUGUCUGUGAUUUGUGCUAGUGUGAUGAAAAAACAGAAAUAUUUGAGAAGACUAAUGUCUUGCCUGCACGGCUUUCUAAGAUGGAUGUGGGUACACACUUGCAUGGGAGAAAUCUUUCUGUUUACAUUUAGGAAAUACAUUUUUAAGGUAAAGCUAUUUGAAUGAAAUUUCACAUUAGUUGCUCAGACAGAAGGAAAACAGAUGUGAAAACCAAGUACAGUAUCAAUAGUGUUGUGGGGUAUGUUUAGAGCAAUCAUUCAUUUUGUGUAGAGAAGAGAAAGUAAAUAUAAUGGAGAGACUGUAGGCUUUUAAAGAUUUAUAAUGUAAAAGUUACAUUUGAAUAACCUUACUCUGAAUGAAAUUCUGUAUUUAGCAGUGAAAGGGAAACAUUAGGAGGAAAAAUUAAUCUUUACAAAAGAGCUGACUACAGUCUUUGUAAACACCGAUGUGUCAUGAUUGUAUAUUUAUUGCCUGACAAUAUGAUGGGAGAGUUUAA